AUGGCUUCGCCUGUUGACAGUUUCAAAACGAGUCUUUUUGGACAAUUGAAAACGUUCAGCACUGGUGUUCAAGGUGCAUUUGAGCAACGCAUCGCUCGUCCACUGAUUGCAUUGAAACGUGAUCUUGAACGAUCAUCAUCGAAAACGCGUACGUCGUCCGACCAUGAUUCAGGUUCAUCCUCCCAAGAUACUACAUUUGUGACCCGUCAAGAAACAUUAUUAUCAUCAUCACCACUUGAGAUUAUUGAUUUCGAAACAAGUAAUCCAGUUAGAAGCAUUCUAGAUAAAAUCAAAAGCACCGUUUCAAUACCAGUUGAACGCAAGAUUUCCGGUGAUUGUUCGACUGAUGUGACGUUAAAUAAUGCUCAACAUUCAUUACUGGAUAAGCCGUCAUUAUCUCAUCACAAAAGUGUGUCAUUUGCUGGCUGUAAUCAAUUUGUGAAGGAAGGCGAAGGAAGCACGGAUGAACCCGCGAAUCAGACAAAUAAAAAUGACUGUGAGACGGACUUCGAUCAACAAUUUCGUCGAAUGUUCAAACCUCGUCGGAUCUCGCUUAGUGAUAGCGAAGAACUCGUUUACCAAGAUCUCUCAGCAGAAAUUGUUGGUUACGUACUAAAACACGCUCUACGAAUGAUUGAAAAAGAAGAAGAUGAAAAGUUUGAACAAUCUCAAAAUGACUCAGUUACGGAACAAGAUAGAGAUACGAUCGAUUUGAAAUAA
This is a messenger RNA of Adineta ricciae, 720 nucleotides long. The record is from the annotation of a GenBank genome assembly. Lineage: Eukaryota; Metazoa; Rotifera; Eurotatoria; Adinetida; Adinetidae.